AUGGCGCAUCGCAAAACCAUUUUCGUUAUUGGUGGUACGGGUGCCCAAGGGUUCCCCGUUAUUGAGACCCUUGCAGCAUCAGACUCAGACUAUGCAGUCAAGAUACUUACGCGAGAUGUGACAUCUGACCGCGCAAAACGUCUGGCUAGUCUCCCCAACGUGGAACUCGUGACUGGAACGUUCGCGUCCGAGGUAGACCUCCGUGCUGGCUUUUCCGGAUCCUGGGGAGCAUUUGUCAAUAUUGACGGCUUCAAUUGCGGAGAGAAAGCAGAAAUAUAUUGGGGCAUAAGGAGCUAUGAAAUUGCACUGGAGUGUGGUGUAAAGUUCUUCGUAUGGGGCAAUCUUGAUUUUGUUCUCAAGGAAAGCGGGUAUAACUCUGCUUUUCGUACUGGCCAUUACGACGGAAAAGGAAGAGUGGGAGAAUGGAUCCUGACGCAGAAUGAGGCAGCUCAGACCUCCCAAAUGAGUGCUGCUCUGUUCACAACGGGCCCUUAUAUCCAGAUGUCAAUAGCCAAAGGGACUCCCAUGGCUCCCACCAUCAUCGAUGGGGUCCUCACUUGGAAGGUACCGCUUGGGAUCGGCGCUGUCGUACAUGUGGACCUUGACGAUUGCGGCCAUUACGUAAAAUGGUUAUUUGACAACAAUAAGAAAGCCUCUGGCAUGAAUCUGAAAGUCGGCAUAGCUCACGUCGAUUAUCAUAGCUUAGCCAAGGCAUUUACCAAAGUCACAGGCAAACCAGCUCGAUACCAGGAUAUCAGCCUGGAGGAAUAUUGGGCUGAACCAUCUAGGGCAACCGGGGCCCAACAACCUGCUGGCCACAAUAGCGAUCCUUCUGACCCAGCGACGAUGACGCGUCAGCAAAACUUCACUGGCUUUUGGAAUAUGUGGAAAGCAAGUGGCGGAAACAAGGGCCUCAUUCGAAGGGAUUAUGCAUUGCUAGACGAGAUCCACCCAGGGAGGGUAAAGAGCGCUGAGGAAUGGUUUCGACGGGAGAAUGAGAGAGGUCGAUCACAAGGCUUGGGUGGUUUGUGGGAUCAGCUUGAAUCUGGCAACGCACCGCAUGUGCUUAAGAGCAUCGAAGAUGGGAGGCGGGGCAGGCUAUGA
Messenger RNA from Bacidia gigantensis, 1104 nucleotides. RefSeq lists its product as uncharacterized. Lineage: Eukaryota; Fungi; Ascomycota; Lecanoromycetes; Lecanorales; Ramalinaceae. Bases 1 to 1104 code for a protein of 367 amino acids. The transcript has a single exon. The record is from RefSeq and is a predicted model, not a curated record.